AUGAAUAAGAUUGUAAAUUUACAUUAAACUCAACUAAACUUUAUAUUUUAGCCUGCUUCAAGUUGCCCUCAAACUCUCUAUAAUUGGAAAUAAGUUAAUUAUCCAGAGGAAAUGAUAUCAUCAGAUCUCAUUGAUUAAAUGGUGAUAUUUGAGAAUAUCGAGAGAUUAUUCAAAAAUAAGUUUGGUAUUCCAUCUUCUAUUGGCAUAUCAAAAUCUUCCAUAGCAUCUUCAGCUGAAAGAUCUGCUGAUGUCUUAAUUUGCUUAGAAUUCAGAAUUAUCAAAGAUCCUUAGGAUUAAUUUGCACCUAUUCGUGAAAUAAACAGUCAUUUUCAGAAUAAUGAGUUCUACUUUGAGCUUGGAGGCUAUAUUCAUGGAAAGCAAGCGCUUAGUGAAAAACUAAGAAUGAAAAUAAGUGGAAGACAGAUCAUUAAAAGCAUUGAGUCAAGAAUUAAGGAGUUUCAGGAUUUACAGUACUAAGUGGGAUGGACUCAUGAGGCUAAAAAGAAUAGCUCAACUACUUAUUUUGUUCCUUUAAUUGAUGAUAGGCAAAGAAUAAUUAUUGAAUUUUAUUCCCCUAAACUAAGUAAAUUGCAGGAUUUUAAUCCUCAAUUCAGUAAACUUUUAUUUUGCAAUGGAUAGAUAAAAAGAAUUUUUAUCUAACUUUCAAUCAAUUUAUUCAAUGAGAUCAUGCAAAUUAAGACAGAUAACAUGAUUGGCUUAUAAUAUAUUCAAUAAGAUCUUCUUAAACAGAGAAAAGCAGAAAGAGAUAGGCUUAAGAAGAAAAGAAACAUUCUUCUAAGAGAACUAGGAUAGUAAUCAUUUUAACUUCCAAAAGAAAGAGUAUCACAUCUUAUUCUUUAAGAAAUCAAGUCAUUGAAUCAAAAGUAACUUAACAAUGUUGAAAAUAUUGAAAAUCCAGAGAUAAGGGAUAAUGAUGAAGAAAUGAACAUUAUUGGAAAAUUUCUUUAUAGAUGUGAAGAAUUCAUACAGAUUGAUGAAGAUACUAGAAUAAUAGAUUUGAUGAGAGUUCUUAAUGAUUUAGCUGCUUUGGGAAUCAGAUUUAUUGACAAAGAUUUUAUUGAUGAAAACUCGGACAUACAUGUAUUUAGCCCAAUGAUAUCAAUAAUUUCAUUUGAGUUCAAAGAGAUAAAAGAAAAGAUCAGAAUUGAGAUCCCAUUUUCGUCUAUCUACAGUCAAUCCCUGCCAUUUGACUAUAUCUUAGAAGUCUUACCCUAAGGGACUUGGUACAUCAAAUUGAUUCAAUUGGAUCUUGCUACUAGCUUUAUUGGAUUGAACUGGGUAUACAAAUUGAACCUAAAAUCCAAAAUUUAGCCUAUUAAACUUCCUAGCAUUUUAAUAUACUACAAAUUCGCAUCUCAUUACUCCUAAAUAGUGAAAGCUGAAUAAGAAUAAAACACAAUAAACUGCUAAAGUCCAAUUAAAUUAAAACUUAGAACAAUUGGAUUACAAGCUAAUUCUCAAAAGCUUAUAUUAGAGUGGCUAAAGAGUGGAGAUAAUAAUAUUCAUAAGAUUGAUUAAGUAAUGCAACGCUACUAUGAAAUAAACUCAUUGCUCAGAGAAUUCAUUGAUUUGGAUAAGGAGAUCCAGAGCAAGAGAAAUUUCAAAAGAUCACUCCUAGAUAAAGAACUUACUGGUGAAGUAUUUCAUCAGGAUUUCCAUGAUUAUCAAAACGAUUUCUUUGAGUAAUGA
Stylonychia lemnae is the source of this 1710-nucleotide messenger RNA. Lineage: Eukaryota; Ciliophora; Spirotrichea; Sporadotrichida; Oxytrichidae. The record is from the annotation of a GenBank genome assembly.